AUGACUCCACAAACUUCGAAUAGUUUAACAAAAGAAAAUGAAAAUUUAGUUAAUUCUAUUGAAAAUUUGUUAACAUUAGGUACACAAUUAAUUAAUCAACAAGAAAAAAUCAAUAUUAACACUUUAUCUGAUAAUGAUCAACUUUUGUCUGAAAUUAAAAAAUGUGAAGACGAAAUGAAUCGUUUAAAUAAUUUACUUGAUCAUAAAACAACAGACGAAAUAAGUCAGUCAUUAAUUGAUCAAUUAACAACACUUGCUUCAUCUAUUAUAACAAUGCGUAUUCAAUUAGAAAAUUGGUUUGAAGAACAACGUGGAUUUGUUGUAGAAUUAGAUUCAUUUAUUGACUGGUUGAAAAAAUUUACAGACGAAUCUAAAACAAUGGAUAAUCAAACAAUUCAAUUAGGCUUAAAUGAACGACAGAAACAUUUUGAUGAAUUAACUAAAUGUAAUCAACAAACUAAUUUCGAAAUAAAAGAAAAAAUUCAAUAUUUAAUUCAUAUGUGGACGAGCUUGUCAUCAAUGGUGACUACGGAAUUUCCUUCAACAGUACCAUUGUUAUUAUCAUCAUCAUCAUCCUCAUGUGCAAUUGAAAAUCAACAUAGUUUAAAUGAACAAGCACAGAAUUUAUUAAAUACUAUUGUACAAUUAGGAAAUCGUCAAGAAAUCGAACAACAUAAAGAUAAAAUUCAAACUUUUUUAACACAUUAUAAAGAUUCACAAAUAUAUGAUUUGAACUCAACUCUAUCUAAUGGAAUAUAUAAUGAGCUUGCCAAUCGGCAAUUAAUACUACAACAAAUGUUAAUCGAUACAUCUCGUAUAGAUCAUCUUCGUAUAAAUUUUGUUGCACAUUUUCAUACAGAAAAUAAUGCUGUAACAGCUACUAAUGAAAUAACAACAUUAAUUGAUAAUUAUCCAAAAGAAAUGACAAGCCAUAUUCGUCAAUGGUUAAAUGAACAACAAAGAAAUCAUUCUACAGUACCAUUAACAAUUGUUGAUGCAUCAAAAUGUAUCAAUGAUUUUGAAGAAUAUUUAAAAGAAUUAGAAGAAAAUUUUCUUCAAUAUCAACAAAAUGAACAUAGUCAAGCGAAAUUAAAGAAACUUAUCCAACAAAUAGAAAAUCGACCAAAUUUACCAGAAAAUUUACCUAAUGAUAAUAAACAACGUAGAGAAUAUUUACAAAAACGUUUUUUCAAAAUAAAAAAACAAAUUGAAAAUAUUCGAAAAAAUACUUUACUAAUAAAAACAAAUAUUGAUAAUACUAUUAGUAAUAUUGAUAUAUUAAUAACAAGUAUACGAAAUAUUGAAGAACAAAUUCAAAAUAAUAUUAAACAACCUAUGCAUGAUAAUGAAAAACUUAUGCUUGAUUGUCAACGUAUUAUAUGUGAACUUAAUCAAAAUCUUCGUACACAAGUUGAAGAAGCAAUCAAUAGUGGAAAACGCUUAUAUACACCAGAUAAUAAAGAUUCUAUUGAAAGUACUGGUAUGUACGAUAUAGGUGGUGGCUCAUUGUCUUCACUACCUUCAUCACCAUUAAAAAAAUACUCGGAUUUAACAUUACGUAAAGUUCGUCGACAUGUUCUUCAAUUAACACAACAUUGGAAAAAUGCUAAUAAUAAUAUUCAAUAUCGUUUAAAUACAUUAAAACGAGCUCAAACGGCGGUCGAAGAGUUACGUCGCAAGUGUGAUCGAUUGCAUGCACACUUGCUUGAAAUUGAACUUGCUUAUGCACAUAAACCACAAAUUAAAGCCUUACAAGCUGAGCAAGUGCCAGCUGAAAUCGAACAGGCUAAGCAUCUUUUGGCAACAUUAAUGUCAUGUAAAACUUCCAUUGAUGAUAUCCAACAAUCAGCACAAACUGUUGAAACUGAAUAUGAUAUUCAUGUUGUUAAUCGAGCUCAGGAACUUAAUCAAAGAUGGGAACAUUCAAUAACAUCAGUUUCACAACGAAUUCAAUCAUUACAAGAUUCACUUAGACAUACAGCAAAUGAUAUUUAUUCAAGUUCAGUAGAACAUCCAUGGCAACGUGCAACAGCUGUAAAUAAAAUACCUUAUUACAUAAAUCAUUCGGAUCAAACGACUUCUUGGGAUCAUCCGAAAAUGUAA
Rotaria sp. Silwood2 is the source of this 2103-nucleotide messenger RNA. Lineage: Eukaryota; Metazoa; Rotifera; Eurotatoria; Philodinida; Philodinidae. The record is from the annotation of a GenBank genome assembly.